Messenger RNA from Periophthalmus magnuspinnatus, 1422 nucleotides. RefSeq names its product RIC3 acetylcholine receptor chaperone a (gene ric3a). Lineage: Eukaryota; Metazoa; Chordata; Actinopteri; Gobiiformes; Gobiidae. The transcript has 7 exons. Bases 1 to 1422 code for a protein of 473 amino acids. Gene Ontology annotation, cellular component: neuronal cell body; neuron projection; intracellular membrane-bounded organelle. Gene Ontology annotation, biological process: synaptic transmission, cholinergic; protein localization to cell surface. The record is from RefSeq and is a predicted model, not a curated record.
AUGUCCAUCACUACGUGCCAAAAGGUCACCCUGAUCUCCUGCUCUGUGCUCUGUGUGUCUCUGUUUCUGCCCCGGAUGCUGCUGCCUAGAGCCAAGGAGGACACGGUUCAAAAGGAGGUUGGGCCUGGAUACUACCCUCCCAUGAUGCUCCGGGCCCCUCUGUCCCAGGACUCAGAGCAGCUGGGGCUGGACCCUGUGCACGCUCUCACUCACCACCAGACUGUGGCCAGACUGAGAGGCAUCGGCCGAAAGACCAACCUCAUGACUCAAGUCAUCCCCAUCUACGGCUUUGGGAUCCUCCUCUACAUCGUCUACAUCAUCUACAAGCUGACGUGUAAAGGAAAUCCACCUAAAUCUUAUCACUACAUUACGACAUACAAGGCACAACUGGACUAUACAAAGUUAAAUGAGUAUGAGCUCGUCAAGCUCCAGCGGAGACUGCUGCAGACGGAGCAGAUGAUGGAGAUGAUUGUCUCUGGGAAGAGCAGAGGAGCUGGAAGUGGCCGAAGUAAGAGAAGUAAACAGUCAAAGAGAGAAGAGAAACUAUUGAGACACUUGAGACAGAUCACUGAACUGAUGCAGGAGGGACGACUGGAGGGAACAUCACCUGAGAUGGAGGCGGAGGAGGUGCCAUAUUUUGCUGGCUGGGAAGGUUACCCAGAGGAGACAUAUCCACAGUAUGAAGAGGAGCCCUGGAACAGAAAGAGAUGCAAAAUAGCGCCUCUAGUGGUGACUCUGAGUCAGCCCACAGCAGAGGCCCUGGCUGAGAGGAUGGAGCAGGAGGAGGAAGACCUGGGCCCGAGGAAACUAGAAGUACUGCACGAGGAGGAUGAAGAGGAGGAGGAAGAGGAGGAAGAGGAGGAAAGAGAGGAAGAAGGAGAAAAGGAAGAUGAAGAAGAAGUAGUAGAUGUUCUAGAAGAGGAGGAGGAAGAGGAGGAGGAAGAUGAGAGUAGGUGUCUGCUGAGUCCUCCUUCCCCGAUGCUGGCCUCUGAGAAGAAAGAGUUUCUCGGGCUGGAGCUGAGCACAGAGCUGCGCAGCCACAGCCCAGGGAAAAAAAUCACCUUUAGUGAGCACCGCGAUGUGUACCGUUAUCCACGAGAAGACGCCUGUGAAGAGGACAAAGGAGGACAAGAGGAAGAGGAGGAAGCGGAGGAGGAAGAGGAGGAAGAAAGUGAGACUGAGGAGGAGGUCCCUGCGGUGAGAGAGGAGCCAGAUGAGGAGGAUCCCGUCAUGGAGGCAGAGAGUCUCCAGUUCAGCUGUGAUGUUGGGACAAACCCAGAGAGAGAAGCGGAGGAGGAGACAGGGGGCGCUCUCACUGAGGCCGGGGAGGAUUUUGUCCCACCACAGGGUCCUGUUCCAGAGCAGCAGUCUAAACACAGGACCAUCAGUGGACUGCGUAUGCGAAACAGGAGGGACACAUAG